GGAGCCUAUCUUGCGCAGACUGGGUACUGUACAUGGCCAUUGAUGCUGCUGGAUAGAUGUAGCCCCUGAUGUAAAUAAGAAUGGCGAGGGCAGCGGGUCUAACAUGCCGCGUUAUCUCUGCUUGACAUCGGAACAUUUUUAUGCCACCAUCGGGAUUUUUUUUUUAUAUCAACGCGGGGGCCUUUUCUCGUUUUCAUCUGAAUCUGCCUUGACAGCUCGCCUGAUGAUUUUCAUUUGACACAAGAGCCAAAGCAGACGGGCGGCUUCUUCUAAUAAACACUCGGGAAAAACAGGUCAUUAUGACCUUAGUAUCCUCCAGUAAAAGAAAACCAUCGGAUUGUUUUUACGCGGCAGCAUUCUGCUUGCAUUUUUUGCUUUGGAUUUCGUGUGCUGUGUCCGGAGAGGAGGAUCAUCAGUUCAGCGUUGAGGGAUGGCUACAGAGGUAUGGCUACCUUCCCCGCACAGAACCGGGAAUGUCUGUCCUGCGCUCGGCCCACACCAUGCGCUCAGCCAUUGCUGCCAUGCAGCGCGUCUACGGUCUCAAUGUCACAGGGACACUGGAUGAGAAAACCAAGGAUUGGAUGCAAAAGCCUCGCUGUGGAGUUCCAGACAAAUUUAAAAGUGCCGCGAGGUCACGGAAGCGGAGAUACGCGCUGACAGGACAGAAGUGGCAGCGUACACACAUCACCUACAGCAUAAAAAAUGUCACACCAAAGGUGGGCCCCCGGGAGACUCACGAUGCCAUCCGGCGGGCGUUUGACGUGUGGCAGGGUGUGACUCCCCUACGCUUUGAGGCCGUUCCAUACAGUGCACUGGAGACUGGCAGGCGUGACGUGGACAUCACCAUCAUCUUCGCUUCGGGUUUUCACGGUGACAGCUCACCCUUCGACGGGGAGGGGGGAUUCCUUGCCCACGCCUAUUUCCCGGGACCAGGCAUAGGAGGGGACACACACUUUGACUCAGAUGAGCCCUGGACCCUGGGGAACCCCAACCAUGAUGGUAACGACUUGUUUUUGGUUGCGGUGCAUGAGCUUGGCCACGCCCUCGGUCUGGAACACUCUAACGACCCCACCGCUAUCAUGGCUCCUUUCUACCAGUACAUGGACACAGAGAACUUCAAACUACCUCACGAUGACCUUCAGGGCAUCCAGAAAAUCUAUGGUCCACCAGAUAGAGCACCGCAGCCUACCAGGCCUCCACCUACUGUCCCGCCUCCCCGCUUCCACCCUCCCUCAGACCCCCGUAAGCAUGACCGCCAUGCCAGACCCCAUCGCCCUCCGCAGGGGGCCAAGCCCUCCAACCCCAACUCCAAACCCAACAUCUGUGAUGGGGGCUUCAACACUCUGGCCAUCCUCCGGCAGGAGCUUUUUGUGUUCAAGGACCAGUGGUUUUGGAGGGUACGGGACAACUCAGUCGUCCCUGGCUACCCCAUGCAGAUCAACUACUUCUGGAAAGGCUUGCCUCCCAAAAUUGAUGCCGUGUAUGAAAACAGCGAGGGGAAGUUUGUCUUUUUCAAAGGAAACCGUUUCUGGGUCUUCAAGGACACAACUCUCCAGCCUUCAUACCCUCAGGACAUCUCGCUGUUCGGGAGCGGCAUGCCCACUCAGAGUAUUGAGACAGCUGUCUGGUGGGAGGAUGUCGCCAAAACCUACUUCUUCAAAGGAGACAGGUACUGGAGGUAUAACGAGGACAUGAGGACCAUGGAUCCAGGCUAUCCCAAACCCAUCAGCAUCUGGAAGGGCAUCCCUGACUCUCCACAGGGGGCUUUUGUGGAUAAGGCCAACGGCUUUACCUACUUCUACAAGGGAAAGGAAUACUGGAAGUUCAACAACCAGAUGCUUCGUGUGGAGCCCAGCUACCCGAGGUCCAUCCUGAGGGACUUCAUGGGCUGCGACGGUCUACCUGCCCCAGACCCUGACUGGGGCUGGAACCCGCCAGUGGCAGAGGAACACAACAACUAUGACACCGGCGACGUGGACGUUGUCAUCAAACUGGACAGCGCAGGGGGCACGGAGAAAGCAGUUGCCAUCGCUAUUCCCUGUGUCCUGGCUCUGUGCAUGAUGGUCCUCCUCUACACUGUUUUCCAGUUCAGGAGGAAGAGCACACAGCGCCACAUACUGUACUGCAAGCGCUCCAUGCAGGAGUGGGUCUGAGGGACUGUUACGGCACUGUAUAGAGAGGGGUGUGAAGCUCUGAUAGAGGUCUAGUUAUUACUUGAAGCCCUAAGUACAGUAAUUGGAAGCACUGUAAAGGGUACAGUACAUAAGGAUUGCCAUGUUGGCAGAUUUUAAAACGGCUUGAACUCGUAACAAGCUGAGAGGAAGCGAAACGAUCAGCAGAACUCGACAGUGAGAGAGCCACAUCUCCUGUGUCCAACUAAUAUGUAUGUAUCUGCUUUGACUUUUUUCUGUAUCUUGGAAUGAACUCAAUUAAGGGAGACAGAGUUAAGCUACUGUAAGUGGGACCUUUGUCUAUCCUCGUCUCUGCACGCCGCUUAAAAAGCCCCUAGCACUAACUUCAGUGGACAAAUUAGAUAUAGGCUUCUACUUUACUUUCAUUUCUUAAUUAAAUCGCUCUGAGCUGUGCUUUUUUUUUUCAUCUAGGGUCCCUGUAAAAGAUUAUUCAUUGUGUGGAGGACUGAUACACAAACCAAAUAUGACCUUUUCUUCCAAAGAGGAUUACUACUCGAUGUUGUUUUUGAUGGGAUAUUUUCCCUCCAUGGAUCGAACAUUGUGGCAUCAUACUCGAGAUUUUCUUUUGCCGUUGGUAUUCACGUCCACCCGUCUGCUCUGUAAUCUGUGGGGAGAGGAAGCAGCCGUUAGUAAGAGCUGGGAACUCAAGACUAUUGUGGCAGUGUUUCUCCAAAACGGGGGCCAAAAACCUCUCUGCAAUAUUUAUGAGACUGCCUUAAUCACAGAUUGCUUAAACUCCCUUCUCUCUCUCUCCGUUUCUCUGGUGUGGAUACUGAGUGACACAGUAGGAGUACAAACAGUGUAAAAAGGCAUUCAUUACUGCCCAUAAUGCAACUUCAAAACCACUAGUUAAGGACAGUUUGAUCCACGGUGGGUUCAUUGCUUUGAAAAUGUGCUAAGCAGUGCUAAAUAGCUGACGGCAAGCAGGCUAUCAGCUUUCAUUUACUGCCUCACCGGAGGGGAUGAGAGAGAAAGGGAAGGUUAGUUGUGCGUGUGUGUGUGCGUGCGCGUGUGUGUGUGUGUGUGCGUGUGUGUGCGAAAGCGACAGUAAUUACCCACACUAUAUAUGUACUGUACUGCACUGUAGUGUCAGUUAUUGAACAGCUAACAUCCCGCUUCCCUGUUUUUUCCUGCCAAGUUUGGACACUAAUACUCCAAACAGUGUCAGUCCAUGUGUUUUAAACAGCUUCACUAAUCCAUUUUUCAUUGUUUUCUUUUCAACUUUUGUACAAGGUCUGUAAGUUUACAUACUAUUUCACACAGCAGAGGACACAGAGAGUGUGUUGGGGAGGAAAGAGAAAGGAGGGAAAUGAGACCCCGUCUAUAUGUAUACAGAUAUUUUUAAAAACAGAUAUUUUACUCUAUGUUUUGGCCUCUCGUCCAUGCAAACAGAUUUUCAGGUCACUAAAAUGGAGAUUUUUAAAACGUCCUCUAAGGUGCAGAUUUUUUAACACUCCGGUACUACGUGUGGACAUGUAAAAUGGAGCAUUUGGUAAUGGCAUAAUUGCGCUUUGUGUAAUGAGCAUACGCUAGAGGCGACAACAAUGGCGGACUACUAGUUUGCUAAUGUUUUUUAGCACUGCUUGAUCUAAUAACUUUUGCUCCACCUCAGCGUCCACCACUUUGGAUCAAACCAGUAGAUGGUGGGACACGUUUAAGAGUGGGAUUGUUGUCAGAAAGACUUAAGCAUAUCGAGAGCAUCACGCAUAUGCCUGAGUGAGCUUCUUCAUCCCGUAUCAAACUGAAAUCAGUGGUGAUGAGAUCUGUGAUAGGUGUUUUGAAAAAGGUUACAUUAUGACAGCUAAUAGCAGCUAGCAUUUAGGAUCGUUUUUGCGUUCUAGUUUGGACGGAGACAUUUUUGAAGACGAAGGUCUGUAUCUGUAUCUGUAUAUCUGUACACAUCUAGACAGGGCCUGAGACACAUAUGGUAUUUCUCAUUUUAAAUAAAAGUCAUCUCAGCAUCUCGACUCAUUACAGGCACAUCAGCCUCUCAUUAAUGGCCAGUGCUGAUUGCAUUUACAUCCUCUCAUUAAGUCACUGCAAAUAGAUUUUGAGGAAAUGCAAAGCAGAACAAUUGUUAUAAAGAAGAAAACACAUAUCUAAACAACAACAGGAAUUAAUCCACAAAAAAUAAAGUCACUUACUGUUGUAAUGUUAAAGGAAAAAGUAAACUGGUUCAGCCUGUGUGUUCAGUAAUGGAGCCAGGUUGUUUUAUGCACUGUAAUUGUAGUCAUCCAUUAUUCAGAAACUAUACUAAUGUUACAUUAACAAUUUACUAAUAAAUGUUUAUAGGACGACUCUAACAUUGGAAUUAACAUAUCGGAAAAACCAAAAACUAGCAAAACUAAGUCUGGCGGCAGACGUUUCACAUAUAUAUCUUGAUCUAUGAUGUUGCAUAUAUCGAUGACAUCAUACAUAAACCAUAAUAUGUUUCAAAGAUCUUAAUCAGCUGACUAUGAGACACAAUUAAGGGAAACAAACAAGGGCAUAGGGUUCAUUACAACAUUGUGGGGGGCAUAUAUGUAACAGGGGGUUAGGGCUCCUCCCUCAGGAAAUUUGGAGCAUCAAUUAGCAGUUGUUUAUUUUAUUUUAUGCAAUCUGGUGGAUUUUUCUGCACAAUUUGCAUGCACAUGUUCUAAAUAUUGACAGGGACGUGUCCCCUGCGUCCUCCCCUGAAAUCCACACCUAUAGAUACAAAGGCAGACUCUCUCUGAGCUGUGGCGGAGCUAAUCUGAGGAGGAGCGUUUUCCUGCUUCUCCCAUAUGUUGUACAAUAAAUGCAAUACACAGCCUGGAUCCUAAUUAAACAUGUCGUCACGCAGUCUGCCUUCGAUCGCUGCCAUACAUGUAACAGUGUGGUUGUGUGGUGUUUCUCAGUUUGCAAUACGACCUGUCUGUGAGCAUUCAUCAUGUGGGGUUUUUUUUGUUUUUUUUAUUUAAUAUAUUUGUGCUCCUUGAUUUUGUUACUCUUUUACUUGAAAUGAUCGUCACCAUCAACUGUACAGGAUAUCUGACAUAAUCUUCCGUUGAUAUCAAGACAGUGCUGUUUCAUGCCAUAUCACAGAUACUAUCUAUGAAGGGUAAGUGAGUUGGAACAGUGACUGAUGAGAUGUGGUUUUAUCUUGUCAUCAUUUGGAAGGGAUAUAAACUUAAAAACCUACAUAAGGGCAAUGCAUGCCGUUGUUAAAACUAAGAUGUCAUUCUUUCACACAUCAUUCAGACACCCUUGUACUCUUCAGCCUCUCCCGUUAAGUUGAAGUGAUUGACUGAUGAGCGUUGUAGGUUCCUGUUGGAUGUCAUCUUUUAUAAACCAUGUGAAAUGACUAGCUUCCAGCCUCGGUCCUUCCCUGUUACAAUCUUCAGGCGAUUGUCAAACUGGUGAAAGAAAAUGUUCACAUUUUAAAGGCAGGAACAUCUUAAAAGCAGUGCUGAAUUGCAGCAGUGCACAUCCGUCCAUGUUGAUCCACAACCACUGUAAUUUAAGGUGGAAGCAAAAGCCUUUGGCUCAGUGUUGUGUGUGAUGUCUUAUCAGUGUGUGUUUGUGGUGAGGGUCUGACAGCUCCAGUGAGAGUGAGUUAAAGACGGCCAGUGAGGCGAGUUGGUACUGUAUUUAUUGCUGUAUUUAUUCAUCUGUGCUCAGCACCUCAAAUCUUGCAUUGCAUUGUACUGAGGGCAAGAAGCUGUCAAUAAAGUGGGUCUGAAAUGCUAUUUUUUUUUCCUAGUCAGAGUCAAGUUAUCCUCCUCCUUUUGUUACUCUCUUAACAACAAACAUCUGGUGUGAAUGCUUUUCCAUCUUUCAGAGGUAAAUCACAAUCUUGAAAAGGUCACAUAUUAAAAAUGCUCUUUUUUUGACUCUUAAAUCACUUGAAAUGUGUGACAUUUUAAAUCGUAAGCAGGAAGUCUCAAUGCUCCGACCUGACCCUGUUUAUCUCCAGACUCCAGAGCUUUUUUUUUUUUUUUGUCUGCCUUCACACACGCUGCUAAGCAUUAGGGCUAAUUUGGAGUGUCGUUAAAAGGAAGUAGAUGGGGCCGAUUAGACAGCGGUCGAUACGCCAGAGAGGCAAGGGUGCGGAGGAGACGGGGAGCAAUUUGCAAUCAGUGCAGUCAAGAUCUCAUACACAGAUACAUGCAGUAUAUACUUCGAGGCAUAGUGUAUGAGAAGUAAACAUAUUGCAUAAUAUGUACAUAAAGACAGAGUGUAUAUUGUCUGCUUGGGAGAAUUUUGUUUUUAAGCCAUUCAUUCCAUGGAUAAAGAAAAUGCUGUGUGUUGUAAAUAAAACAAGUGCAUAA
Epinephelus moara (kelp grouper) is the source of this 6481-nucleotide messenger RNA. RefSeq names its product matrix metallopeptidase 16b (membrane-inserted) (gene mmp16b). Gene Ontology annotation, biological process: extracellular matrix organization; collagen catabolic process; proteolysis. Gene Ontology annotation, cellular component: extracellular matrix. The transcript is spliced from 10 exons. Lineage: Eukaryota; Metazoa; Chordata; Actinopteri; Perciformes; Serranidae. The record is from RefSeq and is a predicted model, not a curated record. Gene Ontology annotation, molecular function: zinc ion binding; metalloendopeptidase activity. The coding region runs from base 300 to 2153 and encodes 617 amino acids.